GCUUCGUACCCGAUAUAUGGAGCCGGCGGUCGAUUGACUUCACUGUACCCAGCUAUUGGUCUAUUAUUACUGUACUAUUACCGUAACCUAAUUCUGACAACCAAUAAUGUCGUCGGUGAAAGUCGCUGUACGUGUUCGUCCGUUUAAUCAACGCGAGAUCGCCAAUGGGUCACGAUGUAUCAUUGGGAUGAAUGGCACGACAACUACGAUAAGUGGUUCGACGCCGGACAAAUGUCAUUCGUUCAACUUUGAUCAUUCUUACUGGUCGUACUGCAGAGAUGAUGCUCAUUUCGCCAGUCAGGCUCAGGUCUACCAAGAGCUUGGCGUCGAAAUGCUCGAGCACGCAUUUGAAGGAUAUAAUGUAUGCAUUUUUGCCUAUGGACAAACGGGUGGUGGCAAAUCGUACACAAUGAUGGGAAAACCGGGUGAUGAACAUGAAAUGGGCAUUAUUCCACGAUUGUGUAAUGAUUUAUUUGCUCGUGUUGCCGAAAAUAAAGACCCUAAUGUGCAGUAUUCCGUAGAAGUAUCGUAUAUGGAAAUCUAUUGUGAAAGAGUCAAGGAUUUGUUGAAUCCGAAUAGUGGAGGAAAUCUCCGCGUUCGUGAACAUCCGCUUCUUGGUCCGUAUGUUGACGACCUGACGAAGAUGGCUGUAUGCUCGUAUCUGGACAUUUGCAAUCUUAUGGAUGAGGGAAACAAAGCUAGAACAGUAGCUGCAACGAACAUGAACUCAACGUCGUCCCGUUCUCAUGCCGUCUUCACUAUUGUGCUAACGCAAAAGAAGCAUUGCGUAGACACUAAUCUCGACACCGAAAAGGUCUCAAAAAUCUCGUUAGUUGAUCUAGCUGGUAGUGAACGAGCAACGUCUACUGGGGCUGAAGGACAACGGCUCAAGGAAGGAGCAAAUAUCAAUAAAAGUCUUACUACACUUGGUUUGGUCAUCAGCAAGCUAGCUGAAGAGGCAGGAAAAAAAAGCAGACGUGGUAAAGGUGUGAUUCCCUAUCGAGAUUCGGUGCUUACAUGGUUGCUUCGCGAAAAUCUCGGCGGAAAUUCGAAAACAGCAAUGAUAGCGGCUUUGUCACCAGCUGACAUAAACUUCGAUGAAACGCUCAGCACAUUGCGAUACGCUGAUCGAGCCAAACAAAUCGUUUGCCAAGCUGUUGUCAACGAAGAUCCGAAUGCGAACUUAUCCGCGAGCUCAAGGAGGAGGUCAACAAACUUCGUGGGAUUCUCGAAGAGAAAGGUAUCGACAUCGCAGCCGAUGCUCUCAAAUCGUCACAGACUGGGCGUACGACAGCUCUAUUCAGCUCGUGACCAUGACACUAUCGAACAGCUCAAGGCAUCUGAAAAACUCAUUGCUGAGCUGCAUGAGACAUGGGAAGAGAAAUUGCGAAAGACAGAUGAAAUUCGCAAACAACGAGAAGAAGAACUUCGAGAAAUGGGAUUGGCUACCGCACAAGAUGGUAGCACUCUUGGCGUGUUUAGUCCGAAGAAGCUACCACAUCUAGUCAAUCUCAAUGAGGAUCCACUCAUGUCUGAAUGUCUUCUCUACUAUCUUAAGGAGGGUAUCACAAGUGUCGGUCGCCCAGAAGCUGCGAAACGUCCAGACAUUCUGCAAGCAGUGGUAUCAACGCAGAGUACUCACUGCAGUUUCAUCAACGAAGACGGUUGUGUGAGCCUUGACCCUCAAAAGGAUGCCCAAUGUUUCGUGAAUGGUCGUCCAAUCACAUGUACAACAGUGCUACACACGGGUUCUCGAGUGAUACUCGGGAAUUAUCACGUUUUUCGCUACAACGAUCCGCAGGAGGCCAGGCAGAGUAGGCACAAUCUGUCUUCGUUGACUGAGCAACCACUGGAUUGGAAAUAUGCCCAACAGGAGUUGCUCGAAAAGCAGGGAAUCGAUCUGAAGGCGGAGAUGGAGAAAAAACUCUUAGAAAUGGAAAGCCAAUACCGACGUGAACGUGAAGAAUUGGAACUGAAGAUGUUACGACAAACAAAGGAGUAUGAAACUCGCAUUGAAAGUCUUCAACGUCAAGUGGAUCUCGCUCAGUCGAUGAUUAGUUCGUGCGGCUCGGGAUGGGAAGGAGAGCGCUUCCUAACGAGUUCCCUGAUGGAGUUUGCGGAAGAAUGCAAAUGGACAACCGAUCAGGAGAAAGUGGCACGAAAAGCGGCUAUCAAGUGGAGAUACCAUCAAUUUACUUCUGUUCGCGACGAUCUAUGGGGUAAUGCAAUUUUUGUAAAGGAGGCGAAUGCUAUAUCAGUGGAAUUAAAGAAGAAAGUUCAAUUCCAGUUUGUAUUACUUACGGAUACUAUGUACAGCCCACUGCCUCCUGAUCUUUUACCACCUGGAGAAGAUUUGACUCUACGCCCAUAUCCGAAAACAGUCGUUGCGAUUCAAGUCCAAGAUUUGAAGAACGGUGCCACACAUUAUUGGAGCAUCGAAAAGUUGAAGCAGCGUUUGGAAGAUAUGCGUAGUUUCUACAACGCCGAACUGUCCGUUGUGGGUACACCGGCUGACGCACCGUAUAAAACCGUAGCCGAGGGAUGGUUGGCGGCGCUACAGUUGAAUCCGGCCCGACUCGUGCCCGACAGACAACGUCUUGAAUCUAUGCGGGACAUGUAUGGUGCCGAUCAGCUUAGUCCAAGUGAUGAUCCAAUGAUGGAAGCACUGAUGGGAACGGACCCAUUCUAUGAUAGAUUCCCGUGGUUCAGAAUGAUUGGCAGAGCUUUUGUCUACCUAAGCAAUUUGCUGCACAAUGUUCCCCUGAUCCACAAAGUAGCUAUCGUUAGCGAGAAAGGAGAAGUGCGAGGGUAUCUCAAAGUUGCUAUUGAGCCCGUGAAUCCGAUGGAAGCAGACACGCAGAAGAAGGGAGUUCGUCAAACAGCAAAGCUACAUUUCCGAAAAGAAGAUUUCUUGAAAACUUGUAGAAAUGGAGAAAAUGAAGAUGAGAGUCAGAAGUUAACAUUCCCGGCGCACAUGAAAGAAGAUGAAGAGUUUUGUUUCCGAGUGGUGGUUUUACAAGCAAUCGAUGUUUCCGAGCAGUAUUCCGAUGUGUUUUGUCAGUUCAACUUCCUCCACCGCCACGAUGAAGCCUUUUCAACGGAACCAUUGAAAAAUUCUGGUCGAGCUCCACUAUCGUUUGCACAUGCACAGAACCUUCACAUCAAGAUGAGCCGCACAUUUUUGCACUAUCUACACCACUUCCCAAUCAUCUUCGAGGCGUUCGGGCACUUCCAGCAAAAGCCAGAGGGCUUCCAGUUCGAGCGACAGCAUGGCGCUUUAGGACGACGCUUAUCCACGAAGCUUACCUUCCAACAACCAUCGCUUGUCAUAUCAACUCCAGUGAAAAGCAAGAAGGCUAACGCUCCAGUGCCAAGCAAUCAAAAUCAAAUCCGAUCAAAAACGGAUAUGCUUGUGUGGUUUGAAAUUUGUGAGCUGGCUGGAAAUGGUGAAUAUGUCCCGGCUGUGGUCGAUCAUGCGCAAGGUUUGCCUACCCAUGGAGUUUUCCUGCUACAUCAAGGAAUACAAAGAAGAAUAAAGAUUACUAUCUGUCAUGAGAAGCUUCAGGGUGAGCUGAAAUGGAAAGAUUGCCAAGAGUUAGUUGUGGGACGCAUUAGAAGUGGACCAGAAUGGGCUGGUGGAGAAGACAUUGAUGUGCUAUCGCUUGGUCUGUUCCCGGGUACAUAUCUAGAAUUCACCAUGGAUGAGAGGACCUUUUUCCAAUUCGAGGCUGCUUGGGAUAGUUCAUUGCAUAACUCACCACUAUUGAAUCGGGUUUCUAACUAUGGUGAUCAGAUCUACAUGACAUUAUCAGCAUACAUGGAACUCGAGGGUUGUUCUCAACCGGCUGUGAUCACCAAGGACAUUUGCGUCCUCAUAUAUGCUAGAGAUUCGAAAAUCUCGGCAGCAAGCAGGUUCUGUCGCUCGCUGAUCGGUGGCAUCUCAAAGUCUCCCGAAAUGAAUCGUGUCCCCGGAGUGUAUCAGUUGUGCCUUAAAGACGCUAACGACUCAGGUAGUCCCGGAACAGUUCGUCGCCAACGUCGUGUGCUUGACACUUCGUCGGCUUACGUUCGUGGCGAAGAAAAUCUCGGACAUUGGCGACCACGAGGGGAUUCGCUCAUUUUUGAGCAUCAAUGGGAACUGGAGAAGCUUACAAGGCUUCAACAGGUUGAGCGGGUUCGGCUAUUCUUACGUCUUCGUGACAAGCUGAAGGGCAAGAGAAAACCGGGAGAAGCCAAGACGCCCGUAUCACCAUGCGAACCUGUACGACCUAUACCAAGCACUGUUACUCUUAACGAAAAGGAAAAAGGCAUCGUGCAAAAAGUUGUGCGUUUAAUAGCGCAAAGAAUCCCUGUGAAUAAAGAUCCACCAACUGGAAACAAGGCUCAAGAAUUGAGUGAUGAAAGCAGUAGUAAUAGUAUAACAUCACCGACUUCUGACAAGUCUCUUAUCAAAUCUUCUCCUUCGCUGGAUGCACUCUGUCGACAAAAAUCCAAAUCGGAUCAAAAUCUCAGCUGUAACGAUGAUAUUCUUGAUCAAAUAGCAAUGAAGCGAAGUCUCAGCGGUAGCCGGCUAAAUCAAAUGCAUUUCCUUGUCCCUGAGGUGACCGAGGAACGAGUCGGUGUUGUGGUUUCACGCAAAGGAUACAUGAAUUUCUUGGAGGAGAAGACACAAGGAUGGACAAGACGAUGGGUUGUUGUACGACGACCUUACAUCCUCCUGUUCCGGGACGAAAAAGACUUGGUCAUUCGUGGUAUCAUCAAUCUGGCUAACGCUCGUGUUGAGUACUCCGAGGAUCAACAAGCAAUGCUAAAAGUACCUAACACUUUUUCCGUCUGUACAAAUCAUCGCGGAUUUUUGAUGCAGAUUAUGCCUGGGGAUGAGAUGUAUGACUGGUUAUACGCAAUCAACCCUCUCCUAGCGGGACAAAUGAAAGUGAGAGCAUCAUCAAAUGGAACUCUAAAAUCGUAUAGUUGAAUGGAUCUAAUCGUUGCCAUUAAUGCAUACCUAUUGCUUUACAUGUGGUUUACUUCCUUGUUAUAGAAUAUAUAUUUUGUUCUGCUAUGCCUCAAAGGUACUUUAUUCGCUGUUACGAUUCGCUGACAGCUGUUUUUUUUUUCCAAAAAUUCAUCCACAGGUUUCUUCAUAGCUUGUUAUCAAAUUCGGUGUAUCUUAUCCCUAGUCAAGUAAGCAAAUUCUAUUACAUCUUUGUCAAAAUUGUCAUCUUUUGAGGCUGUUGUGAAUGUGAAAAGCUUAUUAUUUUUUAUAUUAAAAACACGGUAUUCUACGCGUAUUGUAACAGCAAAUGCUGAUCUCUUCAAGAAUGUGUGUGUUGCCAAGUCGAUGGAAUAAUCUAUCAUUUGUCUUAUUUAUCGCUAAAUCACCUUUUGCGUAGUCACCCAUUCGUCUUUCUUUUCUCUCGAUCUCUCUCUCUCUCUCACUCUCCUCUCCCUCAAUCUCUGUUUCUCUCAAGCUUUUGUGUUCCAGCAUUAAAGAGUUCAUGGCUCGCACGCAUAUCUACUAAUAAAUUCUUUGUCCCC
Molecule: messenger RNA, 5538 nt
Organism: Cylicocyclus nassatus
Lineage: Eukaryota; Metazoa; Nematoda; Chromadorea; Rhabditida; Strongylidae
Source: the annotation of a GenBank genome assembly